CCGCGCUCCUGCUGCUUCCGGCGGGAGCCGGAAGACGCUGUGUGUGGACGGAAUUCGGGACCGCCUGACGGCCGGCCGGCUGCCCGGGACGGAAAGAUUUCUGGAAGCUAGCAAGGGGAAGAAGAAGGACUCAACAGGACAAUAAACACUUAUUCAGGCUAAAUUGAUUACCCACCCAGCACAACAUCUUACAGGAAAAACAUAGCAUUUCCUAGAGGAAUAUGAGCAUUACUAGAAGGUGUUAUUGACUCUGAAUUAAAUUUUUAACCGGUCCCUUGAACAGCUACAGGAUUUGGAAGCUGAAUCAAUGUUAUCAGAUGAGUUAGAAUCCAAACCAGAGCUCCUGGUACAGUUUGUUCAGAAUACAUCCAUCCCAUUGGGACAGGGGCUAGUAGAAUCAGAAGCUAAAGACAUAACUUGCUUGUCCCUCCUUCCAGUGACUGAGGCCUCAGAAUGCAGUCGGCUGAUGUUACCAGAUGAUACUCCAAGUCAUACAAACUCCUCCAAAGAGGUCCCUUCCUCAGCUGUUUUGAGAAGCCUUCAGGUGAAUGUGGGCCCAGAUGGAGAGGAGACGAGGGCUCAGACUGUACAGAAGUCCCCAGAGUUUUUGUCGACUCCAGAGUCUCCUAGCUUGUUGCAAGAUCUACAGCCAAGUGAUAGCACUUCUUUCAUUCUUCUUAAUCUAACAAGAGCAGGUCUGGGCUCUUCAGCUGAGCACUUAGUAUUUGUACAAGAUGAGGCAGAGGAUUCAGGGAAUGAUUUCCUCUCCAGUGAGAGCACGGACAGUAGCAUUCCAUGGUUCCUCCGGGUUCAGGAGUUGGCUCAUGAUAGUUUGAUUGCUGCUACUCGUGCACAACUGGCAAAGAAUGCAAAAACCAGCAGCAAUGGAGAAAAUGUCCACCUUGGUUCUGGUGAUGGGCAGCCCAAAGAUUCUGGGCCCCUUCCUCAAGUGGAAAAGAAGCUCAAAUGUACAGUUGAAGGCUGUGACCGGACAUUUGUGUGGCCAGCUCACUUCAAGUACCAUCUCAAAACGCAUCGAAAUGAUCGCUCUUUCAUCUGUCCUGCAGAAGGCUGUGGGAAAAGCUUCUAUGUGCUGCAGAGGCUGAAGGUGCAUAUGAGGACCCAUAAUGGGGAGAAGCCCUUCAUGUGCCCCGAGUCUAGCUGUGGUAAGCAGUUCACCACAGCUGGAAAUCUGAAGAACCACUUGCGCAUCCAUACAGGAGAGAAGCCUUUCCUUUGUGAAGCCCAAGGAUGUGGCCGUUCCUUUGCUGAGUAUUCUAGCCUGCGGAAACAUUUGGUGGUUCACUCAGGAGAGAAGCCUCAUCAGUGUCAGGUCUGUGGAAAGACCUUCUCUCAGAGUGGGAGUAGGAAUGUGCACAUGAGAAAGCAUCACUUGCAGCUGGGAGCAGCUGGGAGUCAAGAGCAGGAGCAAACUGCUGAGCCACUCAUGGGCACUAGUUUGCUUGAAGAGGCCUCAGUAACCAGUAAAAACCUGGUGCCUAUGAAUUCCCAGCCCAGCCUUGGUGGAGAGUCCUUGAAUCUACCAAAUACCAAUUCUAUCCUAGGAGUUGAUGAUGAGGUGCUUGCUGAAGGAUCCCCACGUCCUCUGUCUUCAGUGCCUGAUGUGACACAUCACUUGGUGGCCAUGCAGUCAGGGAGGCAGUCAUAUGAAGUUUCUGUCUUAACUGCUGUAAAUCCACAGGAGUUACUAAACCAAGGAGAAUUAACUGAAAGACGGACAUGAGCAUGGGUACCACCACCUGGAAGAGCAGCUCUAUCUGAUCCUGGAGUGCACAUAGUGGGAACAAGACGCUUAUGGCUCGUAAUCUGCCAGAACCAAAAUGAAUCUGUGAAGGACAGGACCCCACUUUUGCCUCUGUUCAUCUUCUCUGACACAGAAGAUGAAUGUAGGAGAGCUUCUCUUCAAACUACAUCUGAUCCAGACAAGGAAGAAAGCAGUGAAUGUGGGCUGGGUAACUGUACCUACCUCUCUUCCCACUACAAAAUUUUGGGAUGGACUUCUCCCAAAAGGGAAUUUGAUUACGUGUUGGCUGAAAUUUCUUCAGUGUGACUGUUGAGAAGGGAUUUUCAUUUGAAGAAUUUGCAUCCCAGACUCAGCUGGCUUUUCACCAGGAUGAACUAAAUCCUGCCACCAACCAUAAAACUUCACCAAGAAGUUGAGCUUUCAAGAUGCCUUGUUGCUUUGGAGAAGGGAGUGAUGUCAAUUCUAUUGUGGCAUUUUCCCUUUAGCAACCUGAGUAAGAGACUCUCUGCCACUGGGCUGCAAAAAAAAUAAAUUACUUGAAUCCCUACUUGGCCCGGGCUGAGGUACUAUCUUGUCAUAUCCACCUCUACUUGGUCAUUUUGCUUUGUUUAUGGAAUAUACAGUAGCAUGUUAAAAGGAUUUUGUUUUUUUGAAAGUUAAAUAUCACAUGAUUCAGACCUUCAGUUGUUUUCCCUUUAAAUAAACAAGACAGCCCAGUCAGUUCUUUGA
Messenger RNA from Canis lupus familiaris (dog), 2494 nucleotides. It is a transcript of the gene ZNF410, whose product is annotated as zinc finger protein 410. Gene Ontology annotation, cellular component: PcG protein complex; transcription regulator complex. The record is from RefSeq and is a predicted model, not a curated record. The coding region runs from base 308 to 1744 and encodes 478 amino acids. Gene Ontology annotation, biological process: regulation of transcription by RNA polymerase II. Lineage: Eukaryota; Metazoa; Chordata; Mammalia; Carnivora; Canidae. The transcript is spliced from 13 exons. Gene Ontology annotation, molecular function: DNA-binding transcription factor activity, RNA polymerase II-specific; RNA polymerase II cis-regulatory region sequence-specific DNA binding.